Molecule: messenger RNA, 960 nt
Organism: Phalacrocorax carbo (great cormorant)
Lineage: Eukaryota; Metazoa; Chordata; Aves; Suliformes; Phalacrocoracidae
Source: RefSeq, a predicted model, not a curated record
AUGGCUGAGGAGGAUCCCCGGGGCUCGAGCACCCCUUUCUCGCUCUCCUUUUCCGGCAGUGGCUUUCUUGCCCUGUACCAGGUUGGGGUGGUGCAGUCCCUCCUGGAGCUGGCUCCCGAACUCCUCAAGUCCGCGUGCAAGGUCUAUGGGUCGUCCGCCGGCUCGCUCAUCGCCGCCGCCGUGGUGUGCGGCAUCAGCCUCGAUGACCUAAAGGAAUUUUUCUUUGCCAUGGCAAAGGAAGUCAGGAAAACCAUCCUGGGCCCUCUCUCUCCCAAGUGCAGCUUGCUGGCGAAUAUCAAGACUGUUUUGCAGCAGAUGCUGCCAGAGGACUCCUACCAGAUGGCUUCAGGGCGGCUGCACAUCUCGCUCACGCGGGUGGUGGAUGGCCAAAAUGUUAUGGCCUCUGAGUUCAGCUCGAAAGAGGAGCUCAUUCAGGCUCUCCUCUGCAGCUGCUUUCUUCCUAUCUACUGUGGAUUCAUCCCUCCAUCCUACCGAGGUGUGCGAUACGUUGAUGGAGGAUUCACUGGCCUGCAGCCUGUUUCCAGCUUGGAAGAAGCCGUGAUCACUGUGUCCCCAUUCACGGGAGAGCUCGAUAUCUGUCCGCGGGAUUGUCCCGCUAUCUUCUUCUGCUUCCAGAUCUUCAACGGCAGCAUUCAGAUCUCGAUAGAAAACCUCUGCAGGAUUAGCUAUGCUCUCUUUCCGCCUAGCACCAUGGUCUUGAAUGACAUUUUCUCCCAAGGGUACCAGGACACUGCCCUUUUCCUGUACAGGAACAAUGCCUUUGGCUUUAACUACUUUGAUGGCAAUUUCCGCUUCGCCAGCAUGUGUGGGAAGAACGACUUUGCAAAACCCAGCAGGAUGUUUGCCGGCCUGUGCAAAAGGGUACCGCAGUGUCUGGCUCCUUGCUUCCUGCCAGGUAGAGGAUUUGGAGUACUGAUCCUGGGUUUUGGGGAUGGCUGA